GACUGUUCACUUUCUGAGUUACAGGCACAGGUUGAAUUGGCGGGGACUGUUAUAAAAACUUUAGAUUUCAGGCUCACAGCCGUCUGAGUGAGAAGAGACGGUGUCAAUGGAUCUGGCUGUGGCCCUGGUGCUCUGUCUCUGCUCUCUGCUUCUCCUGUCACUCUGGAAACAGAGCUCUGGGAAAGGGAAGCUCCCGCCGGGCCCCACUCCUCUCCCGAUUCUUGGAAACAUCCUACAGUUAGAUGUUAAGGACAUUGGCAAAUCCUUAAGCAAUCUCUCAAACACCUAUGGCCCUGUGUUCACAGUGUAUUUUGGCUUGAGGCCCACUGUUGUGUUGCAUGGAUAUGAAGCAGUGAAAGAAGCCCUAAUUGAUCGGGGAGAAGAGUUUUCUGGAAGAGGCAAUCUCCCAGUGUCUCAAAGAGUUAAUAAAGGAUAUGGAAUCCUCUUUAGCAAUGGGAAGAGAUGGAAGGAGAUCCGACGCUUCUCCCUCAUGACCUUGAGGAAUUUUGGGAUGGGGAAGAGGAGCAUUGAGGAUCGUGUUCAAGAAGAAGCCCAUUGCCUUGUGGAGGAGUUGAGAAAAACCAAUGGGUCACCCUGUGAUCCCACUUUCAUCCUGGGCUGUGCUCCCUGCAACGUGAUCUGCUCCAUUAUUUUCCAAAAUCGGUUUGAUUACAGAGAUCAGAAUUUUCUUAACUUGCUAGACAAAUUUAAUGAAAAUCUCCGGAUUAUGAGCUCCCCAUGGAUACAGGUCUGCAACGAUUUCCCCAUUCUCAUCGACUAUUUCCCAGGGAGUCAUAACAAAGUACUUAAAAAUUUUGCUUAUGUAAAAAGCUAUGUUUUGGAGAAAGUAAAAGAACAUCAAGCAACUCUGGACAUUAACAAUCCUCGGGACUUCAUUGAUUGUUUCCUGAUCAAAAUGGAACAGGAAAAGCACAAUCAAGAGAUGGAGUUUACUUUUGAAAACUUGAUAGCAACUGUGUCUGAUUUGUUUGGAGCUGGGACAGAGACAACAAGCACCACGCUGAGAUAUGGGCUCCUCCUGCUGCUGAAGCACCCAGAGGUCACAGCUAAAGUCCAGGAAGAGAUUGACCGUGUGAUUGGCAGACACCGGAGCCCCUGCAUGCAGGACAGGAGCCACAUGCCCUACAUGGAUGCUGUGGUGCACGAGAUCCAGAGAUACAUUGACCUCGUCCCCACCAACCUGCCCCAUGCGGUGACCCGUGACAUUAAAUUCAGAAACUACCUCAUCCCCAAGGAUUUCAAGGAUAAUAUUGAACAAGGUCGUGAUAGUGGCUGUUGUUUCAUUUAUGAUAUCCUGGAAGAGGGCACGACUAUAGUGACAUCACUGAGUUCUGUGCUACAUGAUGACAAAGAAUUCCCCAACCCAGAGGUAUUUGACCCUGUCCAUUUUCUGGAUGAGAGCGGCAACUUUAAGAAGAGUGACUACUUCAUGGCUUUCUCAGCAGGAAAACGAAAUUGUGUGGGAGAAGGCCUGGCCCGCAUGGAGCUGUUUUUAUUUUUGACCACCAUUUUACAGAAAUUUACCCUGGAAUCUGUGGUUGACCCAAAGGACCUCGACACCACCCCAGUUUCUAGUGGGUUUGGCCAUGUGCCACCCCUGUACCAGCUCUGCUUCAUUCCUGUGUGAUGAAGGGCAGUCCAUCGGCUGCUGCUGUGCUGGUGUCUGUAAUUACUCUCCUCUGGGGCAUCAUUCACCUCCUUCUUACUACCAGGGAUACUCUUUUCUGACCGCCCAUCUCAUACCACCACAAUUUUCUCCAGUAAAUAUCCAACUUCUAUGUGAAUAUCCGAUAAAUAUACAACUUCCAUGAAAGGAAAGUCUCCUGAGUUUUACUGCACAAAUAUAUUCGCUGUCUUCAUAUUCUGUAACACUUAUAUUGACUACCACAUAUGCUAAUACUUACUUAAGAGUCAGUACCGUAUUAUCACUGUAAAACAGAGUAGAAUGGUUGGUAUAAGCUAACACAUAGCCAUUUGCUCUCCAGAUGUUCUAAAUAAAAAGCAGCAGUAUUUGCUGA
Messenger RNA from Cervus elaphus (red deer), 2039 nucleotides. Its product is annotated as cytochrome P450 2C18-like. The record is from RefSeq and is a predicted model, not a curated record. Gene Ontology annotation, biological process: xenobiotic metabolic process. Gene Ontology annotation, molecular function: iron ion binding; oxidoreductase activity, acting on paired donors, with incorporation or reduction of molecular oxygen, reduced flavin or flavoprotein as one donor, and incorporation of one atom of oxygen; heme binding. Bases 107 to 1648 code for a protein of 513 amino acids. Gene Ontology annotation, cellular component: cytoplasm; intracellular membrane-bounded organelle. The transcript is spliced from 10 exons. Lineage: Eukaryota; Metazoa; Chordata; Mammalia; Artiodactyla; Cervidae.